AGUGACGUAACGACGGAUGAAGCACGUGACCCGGCUGUGUUUUUGACCAUGUGGAUGUGUAUUUUGUUUCUAACUGCGGUAUAUAAUGACAUUACACCCGAUAUAAGAUUUAGGUAGCGUCUUUAUAUGGAAACUUUACUAUGAAUAAACCUGGCUGCCGCGCUGGGAGAAGAGCGAGGGAAAGAAAACGGAAAAAACACACGGAUGUAUACAACGUGACUCUGACUCACGAAGCCCAGUUUGUUCUUUUGAGGAGAUGGCUAAAAGAGAAAGGAUUCACCUCACAGUCUCUCAUCCCUGUCGACUUCCAAGAUACUGGAAGGGGGCUUAUGACAAAUCAAACUAUCAAGGCCAAAAACAGUGUGAUUUCCCUGCCUGAGAAAUGCUUACUGACAACUGAGACGGUUCUCGAGAGUUACAUGGGUGACUAUAUAAAAAGAUGGCAUCCUCCUGUAUCUCCUCUUCUUGCUCUUUGUUGUUUCCUGAUUGCUGAGAGACAUCGUGGAGAUGCGUCAGAGUGGAGUCCCUACAUUAAUAUCCUCCCGAAGACCUACACAUGCCCGGUGUACUUCUCUGAUGACAUCAUUGACCUUUUGCCGAGGAGUCUCCAGAAGAAAGCCACAGAGCAGAAAGAACAGUUUCAGGAUCUCUACUGUUCCUCACUGAUGUUUUUCCGCUCCCUCCAGCCACUCUUCACCCAGCCCACUGAGGAGCUGUUUACCCAGGAUGCACUGCGGUGGGCUUGGUGUAGCAUUAAUACACGUACGGUGUACAUGGAGCAUGAUCAGAGUGAAUAUCUCUCCAGGGAGAAGGAUAUCUAUGCGCUUGCACCAUACCUGGACCUGUUGAACCACUGUCCUAAUGUACAAGUUGAAGCUGGCUUUAACAAACAAACUCGCUGUUAUGAAGUUAAAAGUGUUCGAGGAUGUAAGAAGUUCCAGCAAGCACUAAUCAAUUACGGCCCUCAUGAUAAUAACAGACUACUUCUGGAAUAUGGCUUUGUUGCCUCUGGUAACCCCCACAGUGUAGUAUAUGUUGAUUUAGGAACUCUACAAUUAUGUCUAGAUGAAAAAGACAAACAGCUAACACAAAAACUACUUUACUUAAGGGACAACGAUUUUUUAAGAAACUUAACGUUUGGGAUGGAUGGCCCUUCCUGGCGACUGAUGACUGCACUGAGACUGCUGUCCUUGAAACCUGAGCAAUAUUCUUGUUGGAAGAGUGUCCUAUUGGGGGCAGCGGUGAGCCGGGAUAGAGAAGAGUGGUGCAUUCACUCUGCCCUAAAGCUUUGCAAUAACCUCAGCGAUGACAAUGUCAAGGCAUUAGAGAGUCUAUCAGAGCUCAAACAGGGUGCGAACCUGCCUCUCCUUCAACAACUGUGUGUGGUGGAGAGCCUGAGACAAGAGGAGCAGAGGAUUCUGGAACACACACGAGUGGUUCUUCAAAACCUCCGGGGACAAUAGUCACUGUGGAAACAGUAGGGCAUUCGGAAAACACUGGGAAACCAGAAGCUUCAUGCUUUCACUGCCAAGAUUCAAACACAAGCAAAGAGCAAACAGAUAUGCUCCAACUCUGAACCGAAUCACCUCCAAAACUGCAGGGAGUCAAAAAUACGUCAAGUAAUAUUUCACUCAGAACUGAACAUUCCGUCAUUUACUCACCCUUAUGACUUUUUCUUCUGUGGAACACAAAAGGAGACAUUUUGUAGAAUGUCCAUGCUGCUCUUUUCUAUCAUUGAUGUUAUUAGAAAUGCUGCAAUGGCCAACAAACAGAAAACGAGUUGAAGUUCUAAAAUGACUAAGAAAUGAAAAUAAAUUAAAACUGUCAAAAGCACAUUGAUUAAUAAAGCUCAAGCUAAAACUUAAAAUAUAAAUUUAAACGUGUUUUCCCUGCAUGGAAAUGAUCAGCGUGCACUUGUUAGCAACAUCUCCUUUUGUGUUCCCUGAAACAACACCAUACAGAUUGGGAACGACUUGUGGCUGAAUAAAUGAAGAGAGGUGAAAUAUCCUAUAUAAUGCUCCACAGUAUGGGAUUUGUAAGCUUCAAUCAUUGUUUGUCUCCUAGAUUGACAGUUAGGGGCAUAUGGUGGACAGGAGGAUGAUGGGACAUUUAGGACAAUGAGACCUUAACAAACACAACUCUUCUAUUGAAAGCUAAUGACCUACAUGCUGUGUUUCUGGUAGGAGACUACUGAUAAUCAACUGUAUACCUCUGAACAAUGAUGCCCAAUUCUAGGUCAGCAUCAUCCAGUCCUUUUUUAUACAGAUCUGGCCAUAUUAAUAAGCAAAAGAAAUGUGAUCAGAUGGUGCUGUUAAUAAUCCAUUGGGAAUGCUUGACAAGGGAAAAUCACAUAAACAGCAUGUCAUAACUAGGCCAAAGUUCCCAAGAAAAAAUGU
Messenger RNA from Carassius gibelio (silver crucian carp), 2396 nucleotides. RefSeq names its product SET domain containing 4 (gene setd4). Gene Ontology annotation, biological process: peptidyl-lysine monomethylation; peptidyl-lysine trimethylation; positive regulation of transcription by RNA polymerase II. The transcript has 10 exons. Lineage: Eukaryota; Metazoa; Chordata; Actinopteri; Cypriniformes; Cyprinidae. Bases 141 to 1463 code for a protein of 440 amino acids. The record is from RefSeq and is a predicted model, not a curated record. Gene Ontology annotation, molecular function: transcription coactivator activity; protein binding; histone H3K4 methyltransferase activity.